Molecule: messenger RNA, 1509 nt
Organism: Penicillium alfredii
Lineage: Eukaryota; Fungi; Ascomycota; Eurotiomycetes; Eurotiales; Aspergillaceae
Product: DNA primase subunit PRI1
Exons: 3
Coding region: 1-1509 (502 amino acids)
Biological process (GO): DNA replication, synthesis of primer
Cellular component (GO): alpha DNA polymerase:primase complex
Source: RefSeq, a predicted model, not a curated record
AUGCCGCACUCAGUGUCGCCUAAACGCAACGAUGACGAAGCAAUGCCUGACGCGUCCGCGGAAACCGGAGGCAUCAAAUUGGAGGAUAUGUUCAACGACGACGAGAAUGACGAGUUUCCGGCCUCCAGCGCCCCCGACGUGAAGAUGGAAUCACCCCCAGCACCAGAGAUAGCAGAGCCUCCAGCCCCGGCCCCUUCGGGCGUCGACACCGAUGUGAUGCUCGCCUUCUACCAGCGACUGUUUCCCUUUCGAUACCUCUUCCAAUGGCUGAACCAUGGGAUUGUGCCGACCCGAGAUUUCGGUAAUCGGGAGUUUGCCUUAACGCUCCAGAAUGAUGCCUAUCUCCGAUAUCAAUCAUACACCACCGCAGACUUAUUUCGAAAGGAUAUCCUGAAAAUGAACCCCUCCCGUUUCGAGAUCGGUCCUGUCUACAGCACCAAUCCACGAGAUCGCAAAACACUGCGCGGGGGUCAAAUGAAGCCUGUCUCGAAAGAGUUGGUUUUUGAUAUCGAUUUGACGGAUUAUGAUGAUAUCAGAACAUGCUGCGUCAAGGCAAAUAUCUGUGCCAAGUGUUGGGCGUUUGUGACCAUGGCAAUCAAGGUCAUCGACACCGCACUGCAGGAAGACUUUGGCUUCGAGCAUAUUCUCUGGGUCUACUCAGGUCGUCGUGGUGCGCAUGCGUGGGUGUGUGACCCGCGUGCGCGCAACCUGCCAGACGAUCGGCGGAGGGCUAUUGCUGGUUAUCUUGAAAUAUUGCGAGGCGGCUCGCAGAGCAACAAGCGAGUCAACCUCAAACGACCGUUACACCCUCAUGUUCUUCGCAGCCUCGACAUUCUCAAGCACAGCUUCGCUCAGACGACUUUGGGUGAUCAAGAUACCUUCCUGAGUGAGGAGCAGGCCGAGCGUCUCCUUGCAUUGCUCCCCGACCAGAACUUGAAUGAGGCACUGAGAAAGAAAUGGGGAGCGUCUCCGGACCGUCCCAGCACCAGCAAGUGGGCCGAUAUCGACGCGCUUGCGAAGACGGGCAAAAGCAGUACCCUCAACCCCGUCACCCUCCGAGAUGCGAAGCAGGACAUUGUGCUUGAAUACACCUACCCCCGCCUGGAUGCCGAGGUCAGCAAGAAGAUGAUUCACUUGCUCAAGAGUCCCUUUGUUAUUCACCCUGGAACUGGCCGUGUUUGUGUUCCCAUCGAUGCCCGGAAAGCGGACGAGUUCGAUCCUCUUUCGGUGCCUACUGUCAUGAAUCUCUUGGCGGAGAUUGAUGCAUAUGAUGCCGAACAUCCUGUCGGAACUGCAGAAGUUGAGGUUCCGGAUGGUGAGGGUAGUGCAAUGAAUGGUUCAGACAUCAAGGGUGGUCGCAAACUGCAAGACUACGAGAAAACGAGUCUAAAGCCCUAUGUCGACUACUUCCGCUCCUUCAUCGCCGGGCUUCUCAAAGAGGAACGAGCCGGCAAACGAGACCGCGAGGGAACAGCGCCGGCACCGAAACCAGAUCCGAUGGAGUUUUAG